GUGCCUCCUCCUCGAUCCUGUCAAAAAGAUAGCCUUCCCUUCCCUUCCCUUCCACGACGCGACGCAAACCCGUCCUGCCAGCCAUACUAUACUAGUGGUAUAAACCCAGGGAGGGCCAGGCGGCAUUGCACCGACGUGCGCACGCGGCCACCACUGAAACUCCCCGUCUCGUCUCUCGUCUCAUCCUUCCGAAUUCGGCGGUCGCGGGGAGGAAGAAGAAGGCUCGUGGGUGGCCGGCGGCAACCGGCAAGGGAUGAAGGAGGUGGUGGCGGCGGGAGGGGGCGGUGGGGUGUCGCCGUGCGCGGCGUGCAAGCUGCUGCGGCGGCGGUGCUCGCCGGGGUGCGUGUUCGCGCCAUACUUCCCGGCGGGGGAGCCGCACAGGUUCGCCAGCGUGCACAAGGUCUUCGGCGCCAGCAACAUCAGCAAGCUCCUCCAGGAGAUACCGGCAGAGCACCGGGGCGACGCCGUGAGCAGCCUGGUGUACGAGGCGAACGCGCGCGUGCGGGACCCCAUCUACGGCUGCGUCGGCGCCAUCACCUCGCUGCAGCGGCAGGUGGAGUCGCUGCAGACCCAGCUCGCCCUGGCGCAGGCCGAGAUGGUCAGGCUCAGGAUGGCCAACGCCUACGGAGCAGCACGCCGCAACGGCGGUGGGAGCAGCGCCAGCGGCUCGCCGUCCUCCAUCUCGUCGCCGACCAAGGCCACGCCGGACCACCACCAUCACAUGGCCGCCGUGAACCGGCCCGGCGUCAUGGAGCUGGAGCUGGAGUGCUCCAGGUUCUGGUCCUUCUGAAGGCUCCAAGACAAUGCUGCUACUAUAUUACAGUAUUACUUAGGCUGAUUUAGUGCUGUGAUGAUGACCAGGUGAUGAUGGUUUGGUAUAUAUAGAAGCAUUAUUAGUGUUUAAAAGUAGACCAUGGUGACACCGGGAGGAAGGUGGAGGUCUUCUUCUCUCCCGUAAUACACCUCCAGCGUAUCCGCGGAUUAGGAUUUUUGGCUGUGCUUUUCUUCACAAGGUAGAAGAAGAAACAACUCCUACAGGCUACAGACAUUUGAUGUGUGUGCUUUUCUUUGUGAUGCUACCCAUUGCAAGAACCUUGUUGCUACCCUCUGAAUUCUACUCAGUUCGACAUGCAGAAAUGCAGAGCAGAGCAAGAGAAACAACAUCUCUAUCAAGGGAAAUAAGUGGAUAUCAGAUGACCAUUGCAUGCAGCCCAAGUUGUCACAAGGCAUGAAAUAGCUUUCAAGUUUUUUUUUUCUGUUUUGGUUACAAUGCUGGCUCGUGAAUGAAGUAACGAAUGAUCUGAAAAA
Hordeum vulgare subsp. vulgare (domesticated barley) is the source of this 1308-nucleotide messenger RNA. Its product is annotated as LOB domain-containing protein 4-like. The record is from RefSeq and is a predicted model, not a curated record. The transcript has 3 exons. NCBI's taxonomy places the organism in Eukaryota, Viridiplantae, Streptophyta, Magnoliopsida, Poales, Poaceae. The coding region runs from base 254 to 790 and encodes 178 amino acids.